Molecule: messenger RNA, 646 nt
Organism: Exserohilum turcica Et28A
Lineage: Eukaryota; Fungi; Ascomycota; Dothideomycetes; Pleosporales; Pleosporaceae
Exons: 1
Coding region: 160-366 (68 amino acids)
Source: RefSeq, a predicted model, not a curated record
GUCGCUGGCCCGUCAAGUCAUUUCCACGGCGACGUAUCCGCAGUCCGCAGCCUGAGACGGCCACAGAAGCGCCGUCGCCAGCUUACCCAGUCACACGCCGCCCGCGCCCGCGUCGCAUGGCACUCCCAACGACAACCACCACGGCCGCUGACGCACCGCAUGCAGAGCGACGUCUGCCUGCCCUGCCUGCCCGCCGCCAGCUGUGGCUCAGCCCGGAUUGCAUGUCGCGGCCGUGGAACCGCUCCACCGUGUCUGGCGUCACAAGGCCUCGCCACAGCCAUCAAGACGUCGCCGGGCGCUUGGCGGAAGCUUAUUCCUGCAUGCUGUGAGGGAUUUAGCACCGCGGCGAAGCUUAGCGCAGCUUAGUUGCGCAAUGGGGCGUCUGCACACGGCCAGGAUCUGCAUGGCCAACUGCAGAUGUGAUACGAGAAGCGCCGAAUGACGAGGCCCCGUUAUUGCCUCAGACUGGCUGAGCCACGCUCUUCUCUGCCCGUCCCAUAUACGCUGUCGUCUAGACUCGCAGCCCGCCUGGCGCAACAUGUUCCAGGGGCCGACGAGGCGGUGCUCCAUGCCCCCCCAGGCCAAUCGCACGCCUGACAUGUGGCAGCGGUUGAAACUGGCCAUGCACGCCCUCCUCGACUUCGAC